CGCGCCCCGCCCGCGGAGCCUGCGCGGCCGGCAUGGAGAGGCAUGGAGCCCGCGGAGGGCCCUGCGCCCGCCGAGCCCGGCGCGCGGGGGCAGCUGCUGAGGCGCUGGUGCCCGGUGGCCGCGGCGUGGCUGCUGAUCGGGCUGGCCUACGCGCAGUUUUUCCUGGAGGAGUUCCGCGUGGGCCAGCCCGACUGGGACAUCACCGCUAGGGACACGCGGCAGUCCGCCGGUGGCAGGCGGCAGCCCCAGCCGGCGCCGCCAGUCAUGGCUGAAGCGCCGAGCAUUGUGGGCACCGCUGGCGAGCAGCCGUUGGUUGCGGCGGAAGCGCCGAGCCUUCCGAGCAGCGCGGGCGAGCAUCGAGGAACAAAACACGGCAUAAUAGUGAGGGGACCCUAG
Messenger RNA from Prorocentrum cordatum, 396 nucleotides. NCBI's taxonomy places the organism in Eukaryota, Dinophyceae, Prorocentrales, Prorocentraceae. The record is from the annotation of a GenBank genome assembly.